UGGGAUUUCUAAUUGCUUGCUUCGCAGUCCAGGAUGAAGUCCGUCCAGUUCUGCUUCCUUUUCUGUUGCUGGAGAGCAAUCUGCUGCAGAAGCUGCGAGCUGACCAACAUCACCAUCACGGUGGAGAAAGAGGAAUGCCGCUUCUGCAUAAGCAUCAACACCACGUGGUGUGCGGGCUACUGCUACACCCGGGACUUGGUGUACAGGGACCCAGCGAGGCCCAACAUCCAGAAGACAUGUGCCUUCAAGGAGCUGGUCUACGAGACGGUGAGAGUGCCCGGCUGCGCUCACCGCGCAGACUCCCUGCACACGUACCCGGUGGCCACCGCGUGUCACUGCGGCAAGUGUGACAGCGGCAGCUCCGACUGCACCGUGCGGGGCCUGGGGCCCAGCUACUGCUCCUUCAGCGACGUCAGAGAGUAAGGGGCGGCGGCGCUCUGAGCUGCCCACCCUCACAGGACCAGGCAUCCAAGAUGUCUGCGUGCACACGGGCCGGGCUGCAAACCACCGCGGGAGACCCUGCUCAUCU
This is a messenger RNA of Cervus elaphus (red deer), 529 nucleotides long. RefSeq names its product follitropin subunit beta-like. Gene Ontology annotation, molecular function: hormone activity. Bases 34 to 423 code for a protein of 129 amino acids. The transcript is spliced from 2 exons. Gene Ontology annotation, biological process: G protein-coupled receptor signaling pathway. The record is from RefSeq and is a predicted model, not a curated record. Lineage: Eukaryota; Metazoa; Chordata; Mammalia; Artiodactyla; Cervidae. Gene Ontology annotation, cellular component: cytoplasm; extracellular region.